This is a messenger RNA of Candoia aspera, 583 nucleotides long. It is a transcript of the gene PCBD2, whose product is annotated as pterin-4 alpha-carbinolamine dehydratase 2. Lineage: Eukaryota; Metazoa; Chordata; Lepidosauria; Squamata; Candoiidae. The transcript has 5 exons. The record is from RefSeq and is a predicted model, not a curated record. Gene Ontology annotation, molecular function: 4-alpha-hydroxytetrahydrobiopterin dehydratase activity. The coding region runs from base 194 to 559 and encodes 121 amino acids. Gene Ontology annotation, biological process: tetrahydrobiopterin biosynthetic process.
GUCAGGGUUGAGGUGGCUGCUGCUGCGAGGGCGACUGGUGGCUGCGGGAGGACGGGGCUGCGGUGGCGGCAGGAGCAACUUCUCCGCUAUGGAAAGAAUUGCUAAAGAGGAAAUGGAAAUUUCUACAACAUAAAAAAGGAAUGGUGAGUGGACAGUGAAAUGUCAACAAUUAACAAACAGCCAUACUUGACCUAUGAUCUGUGAUUGCAUCCUACCACAUAACUGGUUAAAGAUGUCUUCACAAUCUAGCUGGUUGACCACCGAAGAAAGGAACCAAGCUUUGUAUGAUCUUAAAGCUGCUGGCUGGUCUGAACUCACUGAAAGAGAUGCUAUAUUCAGAGAAUUCAUAUUCAAAACUUUUAAUCAGGCCUUUGGUUUUAUGACUCGUGUAGCUCUUCAGGCUGAAAAGAUGAAUCAUCACCCUGAGUGGUUUAAUGUGUAUAAUAAGGUCCAGAUAACUCUCAUUUCCCAUGACUGUGGUGGCCUGACAAAGCGAGAUGUCAAGCUGGCUCAAUUUAUUGACAAAGCUGCUGCGUCUUGUCUAACAACUGGGUGCUAAAAUAAUCAUAAAACAUAAUUCUCU